Molecule: messenger RNA, 3995 nt
Organism: Haliaeetus leucocephalus (bald eagle)
Lineage: Eukaryota; Metazoa; Chordata; Aves; Accipitriformes; Accipitridae
Gene: NHLRC2
Product: NHL repeat containing 2
Exons: 11
Coding region: 71-2251 (726 amino acids)
Molecular function (GO): protein binding
Source: RefSeq, a predicted model, not a curated record
UGUGCGGCGGCGAAACGGCAGGCCGGUAAACAGCGGCCCGUCGCGGUGGCGGGCUCGCCCAGGAGGCGUCAUGGCGGCGGGGGGCCUGGCGGGGCUCCUGCCCGCCCAGACCCAGCUGGAGUACGCCCUGCUCGACGCCGUUACUGCCCAGGAGAAGGAGAACUUGGUCUACCAGUACCUGAAGAAGAUGGACAGCCGGGAGCGGGACCUAACGGUGCCCGAGCUCGGCGGAGAUCUACAAUGGUUAAACACUGCAGGUCCUAUUUCUCUUCACAAAGACCUUUGUGGAAAAGUUGUGGUGUUGGAUUUCUUUACUUACUGCUGCAUCAAUUGCUUGCACCUGCUGCCUGAUCUCCACGCAUUAGAGCGCCAGUACUCUGAUAAAGACGGUCUUAUUAUUGUUGGUGUCCAUUCAGCGAAAUUCCCAAAUGAAAAAGUUCUGGAUAACAUUAAAAGUGCUGUUCUGAGGUAUAAUAUUGUGCACCCUGUAGUAAAUGAUGCAGAUGCAACACUGUGGCAUGAACUAGAAGUGUCCUGCUGGCCAACUCUGGUCCUUCUCGGGCCUCGUGGAAAUAUGCUGUUUUCGCUUGUUGGAGAGGGACACAGAGAGAAGUUGUUUUUAUUUACUUCUAUAACACUGAAAUUCUACAAGGAGAGAGGACAAAUCAAAGACAACAACAUUGGAAUAAAGCUAUACAGGGACACCCUCCCACCUUCUCCCCUGCUGUUUCCUGGCAAAGUGACUGUAGAUAAUUCAGGAGAAAGGCUGGUAAUAGCAGACACUGGACAUCAUAGGAUUUUGGUUACUCAGAAAAAUGGACAAAUUCUACACACUAUUGGAGGUCCAAGCAGUGGAAGGAGAGAUGGCAGAUUUUCAGAGGCAGCUUUCAACUCACCACAAGGGAUCGCUAUAAAAAAUAAUGUUAUUUAUGUAGCUGAUACAGAAAAUCACCUAAUUAGAAAGAUUGACCUGGAAUUAGAGAUGGUGACCACUGUAGCAGGCAUUGGGAUACAAGGUGUUGAUAAGGAAGGUGGAGCAAAAGGAGAAGAACAGCCUAUCAGCUCUCCGUGGGAUGUGGUCUUCGGAAAUUCAAUUUCAGGGACCCAGGAAGGUGAUGUUUUAUGGAUAGCAAUGGCAGGCACUCAUCAGGUGUGGGCACUGAUGUUGGAAGGUGGAAAACUACCAAAGGGAAGUGAUUUAAAGAAAGGAGUCUGCCUUCGAUUCGCUGGGAGCGGAAAUGAAGAGAACAGAAACAACGCAUACCCACAUAAGGCUGGCUUUGCACAGCCUUCAGGUAUCUCUCUGGCUUCUGAGGAACCAUGGAACUGCCUUUUUGUAGCAGAUAGCGAGAGCAGCACUGUGCGAACCAUCUCUCUGAAAGACGGAGCAGUGAAGCACCUUGUAGGAGGAGAGAGAGAUCCAUUGAAUUUGUUUGCCUUUGGUGAUGUGGAUGGAGCGGGCAUAAAUGCAAAGCUGCAGCAUCCCUUAGGAGUAACGUGGGACAAGAAGAGAAAACUGCUCUAUGUGGCAGAUUCCUAUAAUCAUAAGAUUAAGGUUGUAGAUCCCAAGAUGAAGAACUGUGCUACCCUGGCAGGCACAGGAGAAGCAAGCGAUGUUAUUGGUUCCAGCUUUGCACAGUCAACUUUUAAUGAACCAGGAGGUUUGUGUGUUGAAGAAAAUGGCCGCUUGAUGUAUGUUGCAGACACAAAUAAUCAUCAGAUUAAAGUUCUGGAUUUGGAAACAAAAAUUCUUUCCAUGUUGCCUAUCCUGAAUCCAGAAGCAUGUGAUGUUCCAGAUAACCUGCCUGUGCAAAAGGAUAAAAUAACAAACCUUCCAAAACUGCCUAAAUCUGCACCAGUUCUUCAACUUCCUUCGCUAACUGUAGCUCCUGGCCAGACAAUUCAGUUUUUAUUAAAGUUGACUCUUCCUCCAGAUUCAAAACUGAAUGAAGAAGCACCCAAUUCCUGGUUUAUCACAGCAGAAGAUAAUACCUGGUUGCUUCAAGGACAGUGUCUGUCUGGAGAAAUAAAAGAUGUUUCCUGUCAGAUUAUCAUUCCCUUUCAGUUACCCAGGAGCUGUCUGUCAGCUGAAGCUAUCCUGGCUGUCAAAGCGUGCCUCUACUAUUGCAGCAAAGGUAGCAAUGCCUGUAUGAUGAAAGGAGUCUCAUUCAGUCAGCCUUUACAGAUAGCUAGUACAAACCAAGGCAGCUUGACUCAAGUUGAACUGAUACAUGCUUUUUUAACCAACUAACCCAAAGCCAGCUGAUUUCAUACUUUAUUUUACUAUCCACCAUUUUGUAGGAGAAAAACUUUUCUCCAUUGUUCAUUUUCCUGGAGCUUAUGACAAAGCUAAGAAAUAAUAUACUUGGUAAAAUGAAGUAGAGUUCCCUACAGCUUAAUGUGAAAAUUUAUCAUCACAACCUCAUUUCUUUUCAUUACAGUAACAGCAGUAAUAUUGUAAUACUCUAGACUCUGUUGCCAAUUGUGAAUAUGUUGGAUGUAUGCCAUUCUAAGCAAUGAGCAACAAUUUUUAGAGUCCUUUUGAAAGAGCUGGUGUUACUUUGUGAUGUUACUGUAAGAAGUUCUUUGCACUGUACAUAAUGUUAGAAUAAGUAGAUCAUUUUGGACUAACAGUUACAAAUUCCUUUUGUGCCCUUAUAAAUUUUAAUAGAAUGUUAAAACGAAUAGUUUCUUUCUCCAGGCUGUAAAAGAAGUAUCUUGCUUAUUUUUCUGUAAUGGCAUUUAUGACACAUGUAUUUUGAAAAUACAUCUUAAACUAGGUGCAGCUCUAAUUUUAUGCAAACCAAGUGUUUUGCUUAACUAGAUAUGACCGCCUUAUAUGAAGUGCAUAGUUUAAUGGAGAAAUUUCUGUAAAAGGAAGUGUUCAAGUUCCUACAGAAGAAUUUCAUGCUGAUUUCUAGCAAAGAAUGUGCCUCUCUCUAAUGUCUAUGUUUAUACAGAAAAAAAAAACCACACCACAAAACCAUGCUGGAGUUUUUCUGAUACAUACCAAUUUACAUUUUAUAGUAAGUGGUAGGUAAUGGUUGAAUAUCUAAACUGAAAAAAUUAAAUGUCAGCCAUUUCAAGCAGGGUAAAUCACUUCCUACUUUUAUGAUUUCUCUGUAAAGACUUGUCUGAAUACUUCCAUCUUGAAAAUACAUAAUAUUAAGAAGAAUAUUAUACUCUUGAAGGCUGAUUCAGAGUCUUUUGAAGUCAAUGUUAAUUCCCCUAUUUGUAAUAGUGGCCACUGAACCAGAACUAUACAUUUAAUAAUGGAUUAUUUGCAUUCAUGUUUAGAGGUUCUGAGCUUUUGCUAGGAAACUGGUAACCUAAUCUCUGAGUAAGGUGCUUUAAAACUGUAUUACAGAACUCUGCCUUUGGUGGUUAAGUGUUUUGCAAGUAAAACUCCUUCAAUUUGCCAUAGUAAGUAGCAGGAAUCCAGGAGGGGGUGCAAGUUUUUUACUUGAACUGAAAGCGUUUCCACAGUGCUUAAGUGGUAAUUGGAUAAGGCUCCGUGCACUGGUCAUGAGGUUCGGUUCUGAGAAGAUGACUUAGUUUUAAGUUUGAAGUUAGUAUUUUUGCAUAUAAUAUACAGUAGUGAAAGAAUUUUUGUAUGGUCUUUUCUAAAACAGUCACCAUUGUUCAUGACAUCUCUAAGUAAAUCCCCAGUAUGGUUUGUUGUUGCUCUUUCUUACUUAAAGGCUGACUGAAAUGUUGGUCAUGAACCCGAGAGGCUUUUGUUUUAAGGGAACCACAUGGACUGGUGUGGUUUUUCCUUCCAUUGAAAUGCCAGUCUAUCUGCAAGUUCUCUGUGGUACCAGAAAUGGUUAUUAUCUCACCUGUCAGCAAGGCAAGGGCUGAGCUGUUAUUUUUCUCGUGUUUGUUUUUUAAGCAAUUUUUCUAAUUCAGUGUUUCAGCUCCUUUGGGUAAGCCUCUCAAUUCUCACAUGCCAUUUUGAAGAAGGAGAAAGCUUUGCUACUUUGUUCACAGAUUGC